GCUGAAGAGGGGUGAGGCGGAGACCCAUCAGCAAGUCAGUCAAUGCAGUUACUGUCUGUCAGAAAGCAGCUUACAAUAGCCAAGCCCCUAGGAGCUAAGACUCUCUCUGUUGGAUACCCACCAUUCAACAGGCAAGAUGGCUCGUGAUAUGUCUGAUAAGGAAAUCCUGCAAAUGGAACUGGCUCAGCUAAAGAUUGAAGUUAGCACAACACGCACAGCUGUGUCAGUAAAUUGCAAGGAGACAAUGGAAUGGGUGGAGGCCCAAACAGAGGGCGACCCACUCAUAAAGGGCGUGUCAGAUGACAAGAACCCCUACAAGGGAGACAAGGGAGGCUGCAUUAUAACCUAGAAUACACAAACCCAGGGAAAAGAAGCCACACAUUUUGAUUUAAUGAGAAACAGUGGAGGGCAUUCAACCACAUAUGUAAUCUGAUAUUUGGACAGACAGAUAGACAGCUCAGAGACAAGGACAACUACAACAUUUGUGGUGAUGUUGUAUUGUUACAAGACGCCAGAUUUCCCUUUUCCCCAUCUCUGGAUAUUUUCUGCUGAUAUCAUUGUGUCUCUGUCAAAUUGUAAAUAAACACAUCUAGGUGUGUAAGGCUGUUACCUA
This is a messenger RNA of Oncorhynchus gorbuscha (pink salmon), 613 nucleotides long. It is a transcript of the gene gngt2b, whose product is annotated as guanine nucleotide binding protein (G protein), gamma transducing activity polypeptide 2b. The record is from RefSeq and is a predicted model, not a curated record. The coding region runs from base 137 to 349 and encodes 70 amino acids. Gene Ontology annotation, cellular component: heterotrimeric G-protein complex. The transcript is spliced from 3 exons. Gene Ontology annotation, biological process: G protein-coupled receptor signaling pathway. Gene Ontology annotation, molecular function: G-protein beta-subunit binding. NCBI's taxonomy places the organism in Eukaryota, Metazoa, Chordata, Actinopteri, Salmoniformes, Salmonidae.